This is a messenger RNA of Neurospora hispaniola, 1857 nucleotides long. RefSeq lists its product as uncharacterized. The coding region runs from base 316 to 1623 and encodes 435 amino acids. The record is from RefSeq and is a predicted model, not a curated record. The transcript has a single exon. Lineage: Eukaryota; Fungi; Ascomycota; Sordariomycetes; Sordariales; Sordariaceae.
GGACGCCGCGAUUGGCUGGUAGUGACCUUCAGGACCCAGCUGCUGAACUAGAGUUAGUGCCCAAGCGGGUAAGGCCUCAAAGUGAUAGCCUUGCUAUCCUACUGUCUCUUGUCCUUCUGUCUUCUUUGCUUCUCUGAUUUUUCUCUCUCCUACUUUGACUCCUUGUGACCAUCACUCUUUUUCCAUCUGCUUUGUGUUGAAUCCCUGAUUCCACAAAGCUCAGCCAACCUUACCGCCCAAUUCCACAUCACCAAACCCAACAAACAAUGAACAAUCGCAGUUCCCCUUGAUUUGACCCCGAGACCUCAAGGCCCAAUGGCACCGACACCCUACUAUACGAGAGACACCCCAGCCUUCACCGGUUUCCAGCCUGAACCUGCUGGACGAGGGACAAAGGGAAUCAUCUGGACCUGCCUCAGCACCAUUCUGCUUUCAUCCUGGAGCUCAUAUCACAGCGAUGGCUAUAAUCCAAACGAACCUUUCAUGGAGGAGGCUGCAAUGUCAUACUUUUUGAAAUUCACAUUUGCAUUCCUCUUCCCUGAGGUGGCAGCAUGUCUUAGUUUGGGUAGUCUUUAUGAUGCCCUGCUACUUCGAAAAACAAUACGACAAGUGGGAGGAGCAGAAUUUGCCAACUUCAGCUUGAAACAAGCCUUUGUUUUCGUCAUGGAAAGCGUAUAUCAAAGGCCGCACAGCUCGGAAGAGACGAAGGGCAUAAGUCCAGAGACGCUUGUCGAGCUUGUGAGCAGCGGCAAGUUGGCUUUCUCGGGCUUGCCAACAGAUGACGAAAUUGCCGAUAAGUCUAAGCGUGACUGGACGUUCAAAUCACUCUCCAUAAUGCAGACAUUAUGGUUCAUCGCCAGCAUGAUUGCCCGCUUGUCCCGAGGGUACCCUGUGUCUCUAUAUGAGGACAUCACUGUGGCAAAUGCUAUCUGUGGCGUCAUUGAGUUUUCGUGCUGGUUCCAUUGCCCCCAGGACAUCCGUUUGCCUUUUAUUGUUGAGCUGGAUAUCUCUAGGGCAGCAAACGGUCCAUCAACGGCAGUUGAGAGCGAGAAACCUGAAGGAGAAGCAACAGUUGAGGCAUCAUUACUUGUUUCCGAGCCCGUGACAACAGAAUAUGAAGCCUCGUCUGCACCUCAGUUGCCUUUACUCAAGGACAUUAGCACGGAUAGGCCGAACAGAGAAUUGCCAAGCAGCGAACAUCCCCUUGUUACCCAAAAGACGAAGAACCGUCGGGCUUCAUUUGUAACGCAACCCGCCAACUUCCGGGGGGCACCAGACAAGGUGAUGGUGGUUGUCUUCGCAGUCUUCUCGGUCUUGUUUUCCGGCAUCCACAUAGCUGCGUGGAACUACGAUUUCCCAUCAAAUGCAGAGACAUGGAUUUGGCGAGGCAGUUCAGUUGCACUCACAGUAUUGGGUCUCUGCAUGUGCUUCAUCUUUCUAAUAGAAAGCAUAGAAACAGGUGAUUCGCUGGAGACGAAAGAGGAGUAUAUUUUGCUCAUCGUGUUUACGCUAUAUGCUUUAGUCCGCACCAUGAUGCUGGGUAUAGCACUCGCGUCUUUCCGAAAGGUACCCACAAAGAUGUAUGAAACUCCGUCGUGGACACAGUAUUGGCCGCAUAUAUGAUGCGUUGAAAGAGACACAGCCAGAGGUGCUCGAAACAUGAGGGAUGGCGAUCCUCGAAGUAAUGAAAACGACAACGAAAAAUGAAGUUGGAGAAUGAGAAAGAUGGAAGUGGGUAGGAUAUGCAGUCCUGGUGGAGGUGGAAGGGCGACGACAACCUAAAACCGGGCUCGAAUCUAAAGUGGAAUUGGUAGCGGAGGAGGAGAAGGAUCACCAGGGCAGCCUGGAGAUACAGGG